Molecule: messenger RNA, 372 nt
Organism: Echinococcus granulosus
Lineage: Eukaryota; Metazoa; Platyhelminthes; Cestoda; Cyclophyllidea; Taeniidae
Exons: 3
Coding region: 1-372 (123 amino acids)
Source: RefSeq, a predicted model, not a curated record
AUGCCACUACUGCCUCAGUUGACACACCAAAUAGACUGGAUAGAACCUCAGGCCACGUACAGUGAGGCCUUUUUCUUCUCUCUUGUAGAUAUUGGGGAUCAAUGCACAAUGCCUCAAUUCAGCGCCUCUUCAGUGAACAGUCUCCUUAAUUGCUGUGGCAUGGAAAUGGGCAAGAAUGUACAUGUGUAUGUGGAUGUGCAUGCUUGGAAGUGGAUAACUCGUGGUGGGAGCAGAAAUGUCCCCAAAGGCCGACCAGACAUUCGAUUCAAGGAACAACUUCGGGGAAGGAGAAGUCGAAGACUGGUGGACUGCUGCACAGUAGGUGAAUUGGGUGGCAUGAAUGGGUUGGAGGAAUCGGUCACCUACCCCUAA